UUCAUGUUUUUUUACAUGAUCUCUAUAGACAGGACUAUCGGAGGGGCCCGGCAGGAGGAGACUCCCCCUCCAAGGCCGGCCACUAUCAGAGCCAUUAACGGUUCUCCCUUAGAUGUUGAGGCGCUUCAUGCUGACAGUUCCUGGCAAAGGAGGCAGAGCACCCAGAGCUACAGGGAAGCUCUGAGGCAGCAGGUUACAGAAAAAGAAGAGUGCACAAGAAAGGAGAACGAGGAGAAGAGGCGAGAUGCUGCCCGGCUGGAGGCUGAGCUGGUGGUGUAUGACCCCUGGGGGAAAGGCGGAGGAGGAGCCCCAAUUAAAGACAAACAUGGAAACCUUGUUAGCAACCUGUAUCACAUGCACAGGAUCAAUAACAACAGAAUGACGUCUCAGGGAGCCGAGGCGCCAGUUUCUCAGCAAGAGCCGAGUCGUCAGUCGCCUGUGCAGCAGAACAGGUACAAGGAGGAACUCAAGCAACAGAUGGAGGAGCACAGGAGAAAGCAGGCGGAGGAGCGAGAGCGUGUAAGGCUCACCGAGGAGGAGGAGGAGAAGAGGCUGGCCAUGGAGCGGGCCCGCAUACAGCAGGAAUACGAGGAAGAGCAGAGGAGAGAAAAAAACGUCAGGAAUAAAUGGAAACCGAGAAAUCAAGGCGAAACCCGCGAGACCCAAGAGGUUUUCAGCAAGACGCAGAAAAAACAGGUUGCACCUCAGAGUGCCCGUCAAAAGGAGCGAUCGCCGUCUCCUCCUAUUCCGACCUGUCAGAGCAAGCAUUUAAAUAAACCAUCAAGGCCUUCCUCAGUUGCCAUUCCACUUGAAUCAGGGACUGAGUGCACUGGAUCUUCCCCAAAGCCCCAACCAGUCCCGGAGAGGAAGCCUCCGAUACCUGCAGGUCAACAGGAAGUGAUCAGAGAGCUGUCAGCCCUGCGUAACUUUCUGAGGAGGGAACAGAGAGAGCUGGAGCUUGAGCUGGGCCAGACGAAGGAAACUCGCCACGCUCACCUGAACAAGUAUUAAAGAGAUGAUCCAGAUCCUGAUGCCUUCACAUCUCCCAACCAAGAAUCUGCUGAAGUGUUAACCAUGAAUCCUUGCAUUGCUGAACAGAAACACCCCAUGGAACCAGCUUAUAUACAGAGCACAAGUGAUGGACAAGCGCACGUACUCUGGCGAUACAGCGGGAGGCUCCGUCUCUUCGACUCCUCGUCUUCCUUGUCUUCCUCACAGCCCUGGCAGCAAACCCGGGUUGAAUGUUGGGGGAAGAAAAAUACUCCCCAUGUGGAUGGAGGUUGGCUGCGUCACAAAAACGUCCCGUCAUCCAGCUCCCCAUGAGCCGGACUCCACGGUGCAUUCACACCAAGUGGGGCUUGAAAGCUUUAUGUUUUAAAAGCUGAAGAUGAGAUUCAUGGAGGCUUUUUUUUUUUUUUUUAAAGAAACCCUCUAGAAACAUCCACUUACAGUUUGUUCAGCAUGCAUUCUCUUUGGUUCUGCAGGAUAAUUUAACCCUAAAGCUUCUGUAUAUGCAAACAGAAUUAUUUUCAUUCAUGCAUUGAAAUAAACGUUUAGAGUAAAUCUGA
Fundulus heteroclitus (mummichog) is the source of this 1568-nucleotide messenger RNA. Its product is annotated as centrosome and spindle pole-associated protein 1-like. Gene Ontology annotation, cellular component: spindle pole; centrosome; microtubule. NCBI's taxonomy places the organism in Eukaryota, Metazoa, Chordata, Actinopteri, Cyprinodontiformes, Fundulidae. The transcript is spliced from 12 exons. Bases 4 to 1011 code for a protein of 335 amino acids. The record is from RefSeq and is a predicted model, not a curated record. Gene Ontology annotation, biological process: positive regulation of cytokinesis.